AUGUUUAGCUGCUUGACGUCUGUAGCUCAGGGGAACGGGCGGCUUCAGCGCACCUCUAAACAAGUGCCGCUGGUCGCGCGCCGGGAGAGGCGCCACCGACUGGCGGUUCGCACGCUCCGUCCUGCCUUGGAGAGCUCCCUCUCUCGUUUCACGGAGCAGGAGCAAGCGUUUCCCACACUAAAGGCGGACGCGAAACCCAAGACGGCUUCAAACUCACGGACAGCAGGCGUUCCAAACCGGUUGAAGGAGGAGGAAGGCGCUUGUUUCGUAGAGUUUCUCCGGAGAGCGGUUGAGGACUGCCGAAGGAACGUGCAGGCCGGAGGGCACGGCACCGAGGACCUCGUGUGGGAGCGCGUUCGCCUUGAGGCAGAAGCUGCGGCGCGCGAGGAGCAGCUCCUUGCAUCCUUUCUUUACGCAACUGUCCUGAACCACGACACACUGGAGGCGUGUCUUGCCUUCCACCUGGCCAAUAAGCUCGCGUCAACGACGCUGCCCAGUACCAUGCUGAACGAAAUCAUUCGAGAAGCGCUGGAGAAAGCACCGGAGGCGCGUUACGCCAUUCGACUGGACUUGUUGGCGGUGGCGGAUCGAGAUCCGGCGUGUACGCGAGUGAUCGAUGCGUUGCUUUUCUUUAAGGGCUUCCACGCCUUGCAAACGCAUCGAGUUGCACAUUGGCUGUGGAGCCAGAACCGCCAGGCCCUUGCAAUGUACCUCCACAGCCAAGUCUGCAAGGUGCUACAAAUCGACAUCCACCCCGCAGCAAGAAUCGGCUAUGGUGUAUUUAUAGACCACGGAACCGGAGUGGUUAUCGGCGAGACCGCGCGAGUCGGAAAUAACGUCAGUCUGCUUCAUCACGUGACUCUGGGUGGCACUGGUACCAAGCUCGGGGAUCGACACCCAAGGAUCGAGGAUUGUGUUCUGAUCGGGGCCGGUGCAACGAUUCUGGGGAACAUCACCGUCGGCUAUGGCGCUAUGGUCGGUGCGUGCACCGUGCUCACGAGCGACCUGCCGCCGCACUCGACGGCAGUAGGUGUUCCUGCGCGAGUUAUUGGUGCUCCGCGCACGAAAGCGCCAGCUUUUGACAUGGACCAAGACCCGACACACUGUCGCAAGCGACGAACAGCAGUAGAGCACCCGGAUGGCAGCAGCCAUUCGCUGCCAGAGACGGGCACCGUAGAUGUUACUUCGACGUCGACGAAUGGCCAUGCGCUGGACAGCUAA
Messenger RNA from Cyanidioschyzon merolae strain 10D, 1221 nucleotides. Its product is annotated as serine O-acetyltransferase. Lineage: Eukaryota; Rhodophyta; Bangiophyceae; Cyanidiales; Cyanidiaceae. Gene Ontology annotation, molecular function: L-serine O-acetyltransferase activity. The record is from RefSeq and is a predicted model, not a curated record. The coding region runs from base 1 to 1221 and encodes 406 amino acids. Gene Ontology annotation, cellular component: cytoplasm; cytosol. The transcript has a single exon.